Styela clava is the source of this 1401-nucleotide messenger RNA. RefSeq names its product LIX1-like protein. Gene Ontology annotation, cellular component: cytoplasm. The record is from RefSeq and is a predicted model, not a curated record. Gene Ontology annotation, biological process: autophagosome maturation. Lineage: Eukaryota; Metazoa; Chordata; Ascidiacea; Stolidobranchia; Styelidae.
UGUUUCUUGUUUUCUCAGAUAACAUGUCUUUAGAUAACAGGCGACCACAGACUCCUGCUAGUGUGGUUUUAGCAGAGACGGUCAAUGCAGUAUUAAAAAGCUUUGCUAAACAUUCUGCCAAUGGCACUGUGGUGGCAUCAGAAGCAUUACAAGAGUUCUGGGACAUGAAAUGGUCUAAAAAUAUGAGUAAAAGCACAAGUGCUCAGAUAUCAUAUGAGAUGGAGACCGAGAUUAUAAAUGGAACAAAUCGAUUUGUGUGCUAUGUAACUUUGCCUGGUGGAAGUUGCUAUGGAUCAUCAACAAUUUCUCAAAAUGAAAAAUCUGCUAGACAAAAAGCUGCCAAAGUUGCGUUAAUGAAUUCAGUCUUUAAUGAGCAUCCUUCUCGACAAAUAAACUCUGAUUUGAUUGAAAAGAUUCUCACAAGUGUAGCAUCAGGAAAAUCUGAAUCUGGCAAAAAGUUUCAAUCAUGUUUAGAUGCUUUUAAAUCCAUGCUUCUCACCAGUAAUGGUAAAAGUCUCCUGAUGUUUCAGGAAAUGAUGAUUAUAUUUCAACUUCUUCAUUGGAAUGGAAACUUGAAAGAGAUGAAGAGAAGGCAGUGCAGCAGGGAAGAGGUAAUAGCUCGUUAUGCAGGCUCCAGCAUGGAUGAUCGAUUGCGUGAUGGUAUGGUGCGUGAUUGGAAAUCGAGGGAGUUGAAAUUGCCUGGUGUUGUAAAAGCUGAGCUCAGUGCUGCAGAAGAGUCUAUUCGUCAUUGCCGAGAAGUUGGUGUUGAUCUAAGAUUUCACAGGGAGAAGCGGGACAUCCUACGUAAAGUGGUUGCUGAUGUAACCAUAUCAAAUACUCUAUUAUGUCCAACCAAAGGUAAAACGACAUCGUCUUCUUCUGCCAUCGAUGAAGUGUUUGAAGAUAAUGAUACUAAUAUCACUAUCUAAUCAUGUUGAAGACUUGGGUGAAAAUGGCCUUUUCUUGAUUUUAUAGUUUCACCAUUUUAUGUCUUGUAUUUGUACUGCUUUUAUGCUUGCAACACUGUUUCAACACUAAUGUAUUUUCUAGGGCUGUGGAGGCAGAGAAAUUAGGCUCCAAACUAAAAAUUUUGCCACUUUUGAAUUUUGACAUUAUGACUCUGACUUUGAAAAUAUUAAUUUCCAACUUCCUUAUGUGCCAGACGGAAUAUGUUUGCAAUAGGAAGCUACAUGUGUGUUAUGAAGCAUCACCAUUAUGUGAUUGCCAUCUGGUGUUUUUUUCUAACAUUCCUUAUUAGCAUAGUGCCAAGAUGUAACCUGCAUUGUUUAAAUACCUAAAUUUUUUUGGCAUUGAAUUUGCCAUUUGUGUACCGCAACCUAUAGUUUAUUUUUAGUUUGCUUUUUAUUGACAUACUGCAACAAAAAUAUGACUUGAAUAACA